AGGUAUGGUAUGCUAUCCCUUUCGCCAGUGACACUUUUCGCUCAUUUUUCAUUCCAAGUGGCAAGAUCAGUGUAUACACUAUUUCUUAUACAAAUACACACACAUAUAUAUGAAAUUUCAACCAAGGAGUCCGGGUGCCGUGGCAUCCCCACCCUCAUACAUAGAUCUGCCCCUGUGCAUACUACCACUCUAGUAUAGCAUUGAAUGGCUUGGUGACCAUUCCACUUCAACAUCUCCUAGGCACUUUCAUACUUCUAUACGGAUAUUAUCCUAGCAACAAGCUUUUCUAACCCGAAUAUUGUUUAUAGCAUCUUUUUACCUCUGAUGUCCUAAUUCUACGACUAUGGCUAAAGUUCUAUUACUCACAGAUGUAUGUAAAUCUAAAAUGUUAUUCUCUUGGUUUGAGUUGAACAAUUACUCAAAGUGGUCUCUCCAUCUUUCUUUGAUUUUGUUAUCUCCUGUCAACACUUAUUGAGAAUUGUCCUUAAUAUACUUCACUUAGUUUAAGUCCUUACCCUUAUUUUCUUUUAGUCGUGCUAGUUUAAACAAUUACUCCUCCACUUUUUAUAUUUCUAGCUUUUGAUACGAGCCAUCUAAAGCUUCCCCUAGAGUUUUACUAAUAACCUUUUGCUAGAUUUUCAAUUUCUUUAAAUUCUUUUUAUCUCGAAGGAAUUGUAAUUAUUUUUAAUGAAAGACUUCUGAUUAUUUCGUAUCUUCUUGUCUUCAAUGACGGAUUCAAUGAUAUUAUUGGACCAAGCAAAAUUUUAUAGCAUUCUAUUGUGAUAUUCACUGUAAAAAUAGACAUGAAUUUAGUUUUAUCAUGAAAAGGUUUUUCAUAAAUUUUUGAAUUGAAUUUGACAAGAUGCAAUGAAAGAUUUGUUUUUAAUUGCUGAAAUUAGCGACUAUUCAUGUGAAGAGGUGGUGCAAUAGGGAAAUCAUAUUGGUGGUUAAUAAUACUAAAAAAAUUCUUCGCCAGGAAUUUGUUAAAAGUAAGGAAGAAAAAGUAAAAUAAAAGAAAUGAAAAAGGGCCAAAAUUGCCCCUGUACUUUUUGUCGAGGAACCCAUUUGCCCUCCAUUAACAGUUGAGCUGUUUUAAAAAAACUGAAAACAGUAAGUAUUGAAGACAGAAGCAGCAGCUUCAAGAAUAAUAAAAUUGAGGAAAAUAUGAGGUUUGAGAAGUUUGAAAUCCAGAAAGAGAAGCUGUUUAGUCCCACUAAGUACUUUGUUGAAGAAGUUGUCAAUAGCUUUGAUGAGUCUGACCUCCACAGAACUUGGAUCAAGGUAGUGGCAACAAGGAAUUCUCGUGAGAGGAAUAAUAGGCUCGAGAAUAUGUGCUGGCGCAUUUGGUAUCUUACCCGCAAGAAGAAACAAAUAGCCUGGGAUGAUGCACAAACACUAAUAAAACGGCGACUUGAACUAGAGAAAGGUCGUUUUGAUGCAGCAGAAGAUCUUUCUGAACUUUCAGAAGGUGAGAAGGAGAAAGGAGAUAAAAUAACAUCAGAUCAUUCUAACCAUGCCAUAUCAAGGAUUAACUCAGAUACACAGAUGUGGUCUGAUGAAGAUAAACCAAGGCAACUCUACAUUGUCUUGAUCAGUACCCAUGGGUUGGUGCGCGGAGAAAACAUGGAACUCAGACGAGAUUCUGACACCGGUGGUCAGGUGAAGCACGUAGUUGAGCUUGCUCGAGCAUUUGCAAACAUGAAAGGAGUUCAUCGAGUUGAUCUCCUGACUCGGCAUAUCACAUCCUCAGAGGUUGACUCUAGCUAUGGUGAGCCAAUUGAGAUGCUCUCAUGCCCAUCUGACGCUUUUGGCAGCAGUGGUGCCUACAUAAUUCGAAUCCCCUGCAGGCCACGUGACAAGUAUAUUCCAAAAGAAUCACUCUGGCCUUACAUACCAUAAUUUGUUGAUGGGGCAUUAAGCCACAUUGUGAGUAUGGCAAGAGCUAUAGGGGAGCAAGUAAAUGCUGGAAAAGCAGUCUGGCCUUAUGUGAUUCAUGGGCAUUAUGCUGAUGCAGGAGAGGUAGCAGCCCGCUUGUCUGGAACCUUGAAGAAACUAACAGGACACUCACUAGGAAGAAACAAGUUUGAGCAAUUGCUUAAACAGGGCAGACUCACUAAGGGGGAGAUCAAUGCCACCUACAAGAUAAUGAGGAGAAUAGAAGCAGAAGAAUUGGGACUAGAUACCGCUGAAAUGGUGGUAACUAGCACAAGGCAAGAGAUUGACGAACAAUGGGGUUUGUAUGAUGGUUUUGAUAUUCAGCUAGAGAGGAAACUCAGAGUUAGGAGACGGAGAGGAGUGAGUUGCCUCGGGAGAUACAUGCCGAGGAUGGUGGUUAUACCACCGGGGAUGGACUUCAGCAAUGUGAACGCACAAGAUUCACUGGAAGGAGAUGGAGAUCUCAAGUCAUUGAUUGGCGCAGACAAAAGGCAAAAGAGACCUAUACCACAUAUAUGGUCCGAGAUCAUGCGAUUCUUCGUUAACCCUCACAAGCCUAUGAUACUUGCACUGUCACGUCCAGAUCCUAAGAAGAAUGUAACUACUUUGCUCAGGGCUUUUGGAGAAUGUCAAGCACUUCGAGAACUAGCCAACUUGACACUGAUCCUAGGUAACAGAGAUGACAUUGAUGGCAUGUCCAAUAUCAGCUCUGCAGUACUCACAACAGUAAUAAAGCUCAUUGAUAAGUACAAUUUGUAUGGCCAGGUGGCAUAUCCAAAGCAUCAUAAGCAACCAGAGGUUCCUGAUAUAUAUCGUCUGGCUGCAAAAACUAAGGGAGUGUUCAUCAAUCCAGCUCUUGUUGAGCCAUUUGGCCUGACUCUUAUUGAGGCAGCUGCUUAUGGUUUGCCUAUAGUUGCUACCAAAAAUGGAGGGCCAGUAGAUAUACUCAAGGCACUAAACAAUGGGCUACUCAUUGAUCCCCAUGGUCAAAAAUCCAUAGCAGAUGCUCUUCUAAAGCUUGUUGCUGACAAGAACCUACGGCUGGAUUGCCGUAAAAAUGGCCUAAACAAUAUCCACUGUUUCUCAUGGCCAGAGCACUGCCAGAAUUACCUCUCCCAUGUUCAACGCUGCAGAAAUCGCCACCCUGCCAAUCGUCUUGAGGUCAUGAAGCCAACUCCUGAAGAACCUAUGAGUGAAUCAUUAAGAGAUGUUGAAGACCUAUCUCUUAAAUUUUCCAUUGAUGUGGAUCUCAAGGCCAAUGGAGAGCUUGAUAUGGCAAAAAGACAGCAGGAACUUGUAGACAUACUCUCACGGAAAGCUAAUUCAAUUAACAAGCCUAUUAUUAGCUACUGCCCUGGGAGAAGGCAGGUCCUAUAUGUAGUGGCAAUUGACUGUUAUAACAGCAAAGGAUCUCCAACAGAGACCUUAUCUCUAAUGGUCAAGAAUAUAAUGCAAGUUGCAGGAUCCAGGUCCAGCCAAAUAGGUCUAGUUUUUUUGACAGGGUUGAGUCUACAAGAGACUAAAGAAGCGCUAAAUAGUUGCCCAACAAAUUUAGAACAUUUUGAUGCAUUGAUUUGCAGCAGUGGAAGUGAAAUAUACUACCCAUGGAGGGACUUAGGACUAGAUGACGACUAUGAAGCCCACAUUGAGUACCGGUGGCCGGGUGAGAACAUUAAAUCAGCAGUGAUGAGACUUAGUAGAAUUGAAGAAGGUUCUGAGCAUGACAUUGCACAAUGCUCCAGUGCAUGUAGCUCUCGAUGCUACUCAUAUAGCAUCAAGCCAGGAACCGGAGUAAGGAAGGUUAAUGACCUUCGUCAGAGGCUAUGCAUGAGAGGCUUCCGUUGCAAUGUUGUCUACACACAUGCUGCAUCAAGGUUGAACGUGACACCAUUAUUUGCAUCGAGAUCCCAAGCACUUAGGUAUCUCUCAGUUAGAUGGGGAGUUGCUCUUUCCACUAUGGUUGUUUUUGUGGGGGAAAAGGGAGAUACGGACUAUGACAGCCUGCUUGUGGGACUUCACAAGACUCUUAUUCUAAAACGAAGUGUGAAACAUGCCAGCGAGAAGCUUCUUCACAAUGAAGACAGCUUUAAAACAGAUGAUGUAGUGCCUCUAGAUAGUACAAACAUAUGUGCAGCUGAAGGAUAUGAACCCCAGGAUAUAUUUGCAGCCUUGGAGAAGUUAGGGGUCAUGUAAAGUCUCGGAUGAUGCUUUUAAUUUGCAACAUCACAUGUAAAACUUCAGUGAAAAAUAAGCAUUCAAGUAAAAGUUUGGGUUUCAAUCUUAUACUGUGUAAAAAUAUCAAGUCACAUAUACAAGUUCAUAGUACAGCAAGAGUUCAAAACACAGCGAACGAAUAUAACAACUAGUUUUAUCUGAUAUCUUAGAGGACUGCAUUUUGAUAAUCUUCAAUUUUAG
Molecule: messenger RNA, 4350 nt
Organism: Lycium barbarum (goji berry)
Lineage: Eukaryota; Viridiplantae; Streptophyta; Magnoliopsida; Solanales; Solanaceae
Product: sucrose-phosphate synthase 4-like
Biological process (GO): sucrose metabolic process
Molecular function (GO): sucrose synthase activity; sucrose-phosphate synthase activity
Source: RefSeq, a predicted model, not a curated record